UUUUCCCAGAUUCCAAAUCCUAUGGGACCGUGGAGCCAGUGGGAAAGGAGACACCCGGCACUUCCUGGGAGAGAGCCAAAGGGAGUGAGGUAUCCGUCAUGCUCACCGUGUCUGCAGCUGCUGCCAAGAACCUGAACGGUGUCAUGGUGGCGGUGGCAGAGCUUUUGAGCAUGAAGAUUCCCAGUUCUUAUGAAGUGUUGUUUCCAGAGCGAAAUGUCACCGGUGAACCCAGGAAAGGUGAAACUGAUGCACAAAGCAAAGAGAAGCCAGUAGUUUCAAAGGGCCCUGAAGGAGGACCAGAGUGGCUGAAACAGUUUGAUGCCAUGUUGCCUGGCUACAGUCUCAAGAAUGAACUGGACAUCUUAACUUUGCUGAAACAGGAGACUUCAGUUCCAGAAAAAGCUGCUCAACACUGCUACAUCAACAACGUUGCCAAUCUGGAUGUCCGGCAACUCUUAACGCUUCCUGAAGAACCGUCUCCUCCUCUGUCCCCAUUUGCACCCUCUCCACCAAGCCCACCCAAGAUUCCUGAGCCGCCCCCUGAGCCAGAAGCACCACCUCCACCUGUGACCUCCCCUCCACCCCCAUCCCCUAAAGAAGAAGCCCCUCAGUCUCCCCCUAAGGCCAAGCCUCGCUCCAGGCCCCUGGAAGAGAGUGAGGAGAGCAAGCCAAGGCUAAAAAAGUGGAAAGGGGUGCGAUGGAAACGAUUGCGCUUCCUCAUUACCAUUCAGAAGGGUGGCACCAAGCGUGAUGGGGAGAGGGAAAUUGCGGAGUUCAUUGAGCGCUUGGCCACCACUCUUCGGCCCGAGAAAGUGCCACGUGAUUUACGGAAGUGCUGCUUUUGCCAUGAGGAAGGAGACGGGGCCACGGAUGGUCCAGCCCGCCUCCUUAAUCUUGAUCUGGACUUGUGGGUGCACCUCAACUGCGCCCUCUGGUCCACGGAGGUUUACGAGACUCAGGGUGGGGCCCUCAUUAACGUGGAAGUAGCACUGCACCGGGGCCUGCUCACCAAAUGCUCACUUUGCCAGAAGACCGGUGCCACUAACAGCUGCAACCGUAUCCGCUGCCCCAACGUCUAUCACUUUGCUUGUGCUAUCCGUGCCAAGUGCAUGUUCUUCAAGGACAAGACAAUGCUGUGCCCAAUGCACAAGCUCAAGGGUCCCUGCGACCAGGAGCUCAGCACCUUUACUGUCUUCCGGCGGGUUUACAUCGAGCGGGACGAGGUCAAGCAGAUUGCCAGCAUCAUCCAGCGCGGGGAGCGCCUCCACAUGUUCCGAGUGGGAGGCCUGGUCUUCCACGCCAUAGGGCAGCUCUUGCCCCACCAAAUGGCAGACUUCCACAGCGCCACAGCACUCUACCCUGUGGGCUAUGAGGCCACCCGCAUCUACUGGAGUUUGCGGACCAACAACCGGCGUUGCUGCUACCGUUGCACAAUUUGCGAGAACAACGGCCGGCCAGAGUUUGUGGUUCAAGUGAUGGAACAUGGUUUGGAGGAUUUGGUCUUCACAGAUUCCUCACCACAGGGUAGGGAUCAGCUUGGGCAUCGUUGUCAUAAGUUUGCUGGUUGCGGGAAACAUGAAACAGGCUGUAUAAUUUCUCUCUUCAUGUUUUUCCAGAACCGAGGCAUCUACAUGUUCCGUAUCAAUAAUGAGCAUGUGAUCGAUGCCACCUUAACAGGUGGCCCUGCCAGGUACAUUAAUCAUUCCUGUGCACCGAAUUGUGUGGCUGAGGUUGUGACUUUUGACAAGGAAGACAAGAUCAUCAUCAUCUCAAGUCGCCGAAUACCCAAAGGAGAGGAGCUGACAUAUGAUUACCAGUUUGACUUUGAAGACGAUCAGCACAAAAUCCCGUGCCAUUGUGGAGCCUGGAACUGCAGGAAGUGGAUGAAUUAGCCCCAAGGGGCUCUUUGACGAGGCAGAGGCCAACCUGAUAGCCUGGCACACAUGGUGCCCUCGGCUGGGCGAGAGAGGCCUUUUCUGCCAACUCUCCCAACCAGCCAGUGUGGUCAAGAGCCACCCAGGGAAAGCAUGAUUGGAACUUGCCAUCCCAACAUGCUUGUGGGGUAGCCGGGACCCAGAUUUAAAAGGGGGCGAUGUCAGAACUACCUGCCCCUGCAAGCCAAUAUCGUUGGUGGUUUACAUCGAGUUGGUUCUUUUGGCAGGUGGGUUCAGUUGCCUCCUGCUUCUUGACAAAGGCAAACCGACGUUCCCCCCCCGAUGAAAGGCAGCCAUCGCUAGCAACUCCACCCGGGGUGGGAAAACGGAUAAACUGGAACUCAGGGUUUUCUUUUUAGUAUUUUUCUUUUGCGGGCAAAAUGGGGAUUCUUCUACCCCUGUGCACCUGUAUAUAAUGGACUAUCAGAAAUAUACUGCGGUGGGGUGGGGAGAGCCCUGGGGCAUUCUGUCUAGCAGAGCUGGGGAAAGAGGGCUGCAGCAUGGCUACGGAAGCCCCAGGGAAGAAUUUGUAGGGUUUCCUCCCACCCACCCCCUCUGUGUGUGUGCGUGUUGGACACAAGAAGAAUUAAAAACAACAACAACCCUAAUCUCUAUUGCUUGCUAAUCUACCAAGGUAACAAGAGACUUCAAAGAGACUUGUUUUAGCUUGACAAUCCACCUUCCAGAGCGCCUCCCUCUGGAUUUUCUUUACUUUUGGGUGUUGGAUUUAAAACUGUGUGUGAGUGCGGGUGUACAUAUGUGUGCUUUUUGGAAUCGGUCUGUUUCCGAGAGAGAGCAGGCACUGCCUUGCAGGAAUUGGAAACAGAACGUCCCCGUCUCUGGCCCUACCCCACCCCGCCCCCGAAAUCUUCCAUGUGCGAGGAGCAUCUGCACUUGAACCUACCUCAUUUGAAGCGUUAGAUUUUGGUGUCUUUCUCUCUCCCCCCUGCUUCUCUCUAAUGUGAGCCCAUUGAGCCCCAGGAGAGCCACAGUUGCCCUGUCAUCCAUGGGAAAUUACUCGGAGGUGAGGUGAGAAAUGUCUUCUUCUGGACUUGUCCUUUGCCUUUUUUCCUCUUCUCUCCCCGGUCUCCCUUCAACCCCAGGUAGCCCUCAGUCUCCUUGACUUCUUGAGAGGCUGAACCGCAGAGCGCUGGGAAUCCCCAUCCAUCAGCAGAAGAGCCAGAUGCACUGCAAAGCAAGAGGUGUCUUGAUUAUGCCAGGAGGAGAGAGAACAUCAGGUCACCUGAGGCCAUACCCAGCAGAGCUGCUUGGUCGAUAGAACCAGAGGCGAGAUAUCUUUGUGCCCAUGGGCCAGAAAAGGGAAAUGUUCAUGGGAUGAAGAAGGAAAGGGUUAGCACUGGUGAACUCUUGACAGUGUCAGAUGGGAGAGAGCUGGUUCCCAGUAAGACUCAUGUCCCCCUCCAGUAAAAGAGGCAGUCCGGUUCCCUCUCUCCUCUCCCCUGAUCAACUUGCUGCUCUGAAGGCUCACAGUGUGGAUGCGUGCGAGUGUGGAUGUAUAAUUAUGUCUGUAUAUAUAUAUAAACGGAGGAGAUUGAGAGAUGUGGGCACAUUGCAGAGUUUGGGAUUAUUUAUCUAUUUAUAUAAAUAAAUAAAUAUAUAAAUAUAUAUAUAAAUAUAUAAAUAUAUUGUGUAUAUAUUUGAAAUAGCAUGGGGAGGAACACCCUGCCUGCAGGGUUUUUCUGGACUGCUGGGUGGAUCUCUGCAGAACCUUCCCCACCCUCCCACUCCAUUGGGGGGGGGGGUGCACGGGAACUACGGGAGAGAGAGAGAAAGAGAGAGAGAGAGAGAAACUUGUUUAUUUGCAGAAUUUUGGGUGGGAAGCGUGUAAAGAGCUUGUUUCUAUGCUUCCUCUGUAUAUACAUAUAUAUUUUCCUUUUUUAAAAAAAAUAAGAAAAAAAAUCAGUUUAUAACCAGUAUCUAAAGAGCCAUCUGCCCAGCAGCAUCUCCCUCCCCCCCCCCCCAAAUAGGGAAAUUUCUUAUGAACCGAAGGCAAACUAUGGGCAUUAUACAGGUGAGACCGUCAGAAAUGUGUUUUCACCAUUUAAAAUAUGAUACGCGUUCUCCCUGCUGCUGAAUGAAACUCUGGAAGACUGCUGUAACCCUUGAACUGAAGUUGACACACGAGAGGAGCAAACGUCAGAGGGUCUUGAUGGAGAAGGCUUUCUUACCGCUCAGAUCAUUUAACGCACAACUGCACCACUUUCCUUCUCCGGUUUCUAAACACACACACAUCCUCCAAUAUGCCCAUAAGAGUGGCAUCUAACCGACCACAGUUCACAGAUGAUCGAUCAGACAGUGCAGAGGGGAACGUGUGCAUAGUCGAAGUCAGAAGAAGGACAAGAGGGGGGUAUUAAAAUCAGGGUUAGCAUGCAAAAGUGUCUUUUUUAAAUAAAUAAAAAAAGUGUGGCAAGAUGAGAACCAUGUUCUUGAGUGCAAAAGCUGCUUCUGCAAAACCGAUCUAAGCUAUGACGGUUACAAAACAGUAGGAGGUAAUGAUAGAUUAUUAAAGUAAUUAAAACUGUAUAUAAGAUGACAUUUGUGUAGAGAAGGGGGGAAUUUUUAUCAUUUACAAAACCACUGGACGUUGUUUUAAAAUAAAGGUUUGAGUUAAAGCCAGUAUACAUUUUUGUCUCUUUGGAUUUUGUUUUUUGUGUGUCUUUCCAUUAAUUUGGAAGGCUGUAAAGAUGUAAAAAAAAAUAAAUUUUAAAGAAUUGAUACAAAGGUUUAAAAGCUUGAGAGAGAUUUUAAAGAUGAUAAAAUGACUGAAUAUAAUAGAUUGUCAAGAUUUUUUGGGAUGACGGUUAGAGUUUAAGAUAAUUCUGUAGAUUUUAGCUGAUGAAGAAAAAGACUAUACGAUUUUUAAUUUUUAUAUAAACUAUAACCUGGUCUUGAAGCUAAAAAAUUUUUAAAGUUCUCUGCCUGUAUAACCGCAUUUGACGCCUUGUCCCAUACAUCUGUUUACAGUUGCACAUAUUAUAUAUAUUAAGUUUUAACCCUUUUAUGAACCCAAAUAAUCACUUUUUAAAAAAUAAAGUGUGGACUUUGUGAGGAAUAAUA
Messenger RNA from Thamnophis sirtalis, 5012 nucleotides. The record is from RefSeq and is a predicted model, not a curated record. Lineage: Eukaryota; Metazoa; Chordata; Lepidosauria; Squamata; Natricidae.